Molecule: messenger RNA, 4334 nt
Organism: Cannabis sativa
Lineage: Eukaryota; Viridiplantae; Streptophyta; Magnoliopsida; Rosales; Cannabaceae
Product: mediator of RNA polymerase II transcription subunit 15a
Exons: 13
Coding region: 299-4156 (1285 amino acids)
Biological process (GO): regulation of DNA-templated transcription
Molecular function (GO): chromatin DNA binding; transcription coactivator activity
Source: RefSeq, a predicted model, not a curated record
AUGGGUGAGAGAUUAUUCAAUUCAAUGUAUUUUUAUUUCACACGCUAUCUAUGAGUAUAUCUCAGGUUGAUGAAGCAGAAUGAUCUGCAGCAGUAGGUGUGAAAUUGAAUCUUUGUUCUCUGCAAGACUCUUUCUCCCUUCUGAUUCCUGCCCCUACUCUUUCCUGGUCUUCGCUUUGGACGUCACAACUAAAUUUUGAGGAAGCUUCUACACCCAAAGCUAAAUCCGAAGAAAUCAUUACUGGUUGGUCCAACGAAACUAAUUAUCCGUGCCAACAAACUCAGAGAUUAUUUUCAGCAUGGACAACAAUAAUUGGAGAUCCAUUCAAGGUGGGGAACCCAUGAUAGACAAUACAGAUUGGAGAACUCAGUUGCAACAUGAUUCAAGACAACGAAUUGUCAACAAGAUAAUGGAUACUUUGAAAAAGCAUCUCCCUUUCUCGGGUCAAGAUGGAUUGCUUGAACUAAAGAAAAUUGCUGAAAGAUUUGAGGAAAAGAUUUACAGUGCUGCAACGAGCCAGUCUGAUUAUUUACGGAAAAUUUCACUGAAGAUGCUGUCAAUGGAGAACAAGUCUCAGAACAAUAAUGCCCCCUUGCCACCCAACCCCACUAAUAGCAGACCCACAGAUCCAGGAUCUGCUGUCUUGCCGCCUCAAGUACACAAUCAAGGGCAAUCACUUGUAAUGCCAAUGUCGUCUAAUCAGGGUCAAAAUCGACAACAACUACUGUCUCAGAAUGUUCAGAAUUCUGCUGCUGUUCAGAGUUCUUCAAGCGUAUCAUCUACUAUUCUUCCUACCCCAAGCUUAAGUCAAAAUAUGACUGGUAAUUCACAGAACACAGCAGCAUAUGCUAAUGCUCACAGGCAAAUACAAGGACGGCAACAGGUCCCUCAACAACAGCAACAAUCCCAAAAUCAGCAGCAGUAUCUUUACCAGCAGCAGCAGCUUGUCAAGCCAAAGUUUCCCCAGGGAAAUGUCCCCCAAUCGAUCAUACAGUCUCACAUCCAACAGCAGCAACAGCAGCAGCAAAAUGUAUUACAAUCAACCCAGCUGCAAUCAUCUCAGCAAGCUGUUGCGCAGACAUCGUCUGCUAUGCAACCUCCCCUAAUGCAGUCAUCUGUCCCAAGUCUUCAGCAGAAUCAGUCGUCAUCUAUUCAACAGUCAUCCAAAGCCAUGCUCCAGUCACAUUCACAAUCUGUUCUUAGGCCACAAUCGCAUCCUCAACAGGCUGCUGUUACUCACCAACAGCAAACACAAGUGUCACAGCAGCAGCAGCAGCAGCAACAGCAGCUUAUAAGUCAACAGAAAAAUACCACAAACAUGCAACAAAGUCACUUAAUUGGACAACAGAACAAUGCUGGUGAUUUACAGCAGCAACAGAGGCUGCUUAGCCAGCAGAAUAAUCUCUCAAACCUGCAACAGCAACAGUUAAUGGCUCCGCAAAAUAACGUUUCAAGUUUGCAUCAACAGCAAUUAGGCCCCCAGAGUAACGGGUUACAACAGCAGCUGCAUGGAACUCAGACUGGUAACUCAAGCAUGCAAACUAAUCAGCACUCUGUGCUCAUGCGACAACAACAAUCUAAAGUUCCAAUACAGCAACAAUCACAACAUAGUGGAUCUAAUUUGCUUCCAACUCAGACACAACAACCACAACAGCAAAUUGCCUCACAGAUUCCGUCACAGCCACAGAUGCAGCAACAACUAGGUUUGCAACAACAGACAAAUCCACUACAACGUGAAAUGAGACUUCAACCAUCAGGUCAAAACGUGACUGAUCAGCAAAAGCAGUUAUAUCAGGCGCAGAGACCACUUCCAGACACAUCAUCAACAUCUGUGGAUUCAACUGCAACUGGACAUGCAACUGGAGUUGAUUGGCAAGAAGAGGUUUACCAGAAGAUCAAAACAAUGAAGGAACUAUACCUACCUGAACUUCUUGAAAUGUAUCACAAAAUUGCUGGCAAAUUACAGCAGCUUGAUUCUCUACCACAACAACCAAAGUCUGAGCAGCUAGAUAAGCUGAAAUUAUUUAAGACCACUUUGGAACGCACUAUUCAAUUUUUACAAGUUCCAAAAGUUAACAUUAUUCCUGGGUAUAAGGAGAAACUAAUUCACUAUGAGAAACAGAUAAUAAGUUUUAUUAAUACAAAUAGGCCAAGGAAGCCUGUCUCUCAGUUGCAACAAGGGCACCCCUCAUCUCAUAUGCACUCCAUGCAGCAGCCACAAUCUCAAAUUAAUCAAGUCCAAUCUCAUGAAAAUCAAAUAAAUCCUCAAUUGCAAUCGAAGAAUGUGCAGAGCUCUGUGGGACCAAUGCAACAAAACAGUAUGACAAGCUUCCAACAAAAUUCUAUGCCUGCUUUGUCUGCAGUUUCAACAACACAGCAAAAUGUAAUGAACACAUUGCAAUCCAGUUCCAAUGUGGAUUCAGGACAAGGAAAUGCACUAAACUCAUUGCAGCAAACUCCUGUGAAUGCUCACCAACAGGCAAACGUUAAUGCCUUGUCAUCACAGAAUGGGAUCAAUAGCCUUCAGUCAAAUUCUAAUAUGGUUCAGCAUCAACAUAUGAAGCAACAGCAGGAACAACAGAUGAUGCAGUCCCAACAGAUGAAACAACAGUAUCAGCAGCGACAGAUGCAACAGCAGAUGUUGCAGCAGCAGAAGCAACAAAUAUUACAGCAAAAACAGCAACAGCAGCAGCAGCAACAGCAACAGCAACAGCAACAACAACAACAAAUACAGCAGCAAGCAAAACAGCAACUUCCUGCCCAGUUGCAACCACCCCAAAAUCAAAUGCUGCAUCAUCAAAUCAAUGAUGUAAAUGAUUUGAAGGCAAGACAAAAUAUGGCCGCAAAGUCGGGGGUCUUUCAACAACAUCUUCCAGCUGGUCAACGUAAUGCGUAUUCCCAUCAACAACUUAAAUCUAACUCUCCCUUUUCUAUUUCUUCAAAUCAGCUCCUUCAGGCCUCAUCACCUUUGCAACAUUCUUCUCCACAAGUUGACCAGCAGAACCUGCUGCCAUCUCUUACCAAAAUUGGAACUCCAUUACAGUCCGUUAGCUCACCUUUUGUUCCAUCUCCACCAACUCCUUUGGCUCCAUCCCCAAUGCCCAGUGAUUCUGAUAAACCCCAUCACGGUGCUUCCUCACUUACAAAUGCUGGAAACGUUGGCCAACAACAAACAAGUGUUGUUGCUCCAGCUCAAUCCCUUGCCAUUGGCACCCCAGGAAUAUCAGCUUCCCCUUUGCUUGCAGAGUUUAGUGGUCCUGAUGGCACUCAUGGAAACACUUUGGUAUCUGUUUCUGGCAAGUCAAGCGUUACAGAACAGCCACUUGAUCGUUUAAUGAAAGCGGUAAAAGCCAUGUCGCCUAAGGCAUUGAAUGCUUCUGUCAGGGACAUUGGCUCUGUUGUCAGCAUGGUUGAUAGGUUUGCAGGAUCAGCUCCUGGUAAUGGAUCUAGAGCUGCAGUUGGCGAGGAUUUAGUUGCUAUGACAAACUGUCGCUUACAAGUAAGAACUUUCAUGAGCCACGACGGAACAAAUGGGACAAGGAAAAUGAAACGCUACACAAGUGCCAUGCCCUUAAAUGUUGUGUCAUCAGCUAGUAGUAUUAAUGAUUCAGAAAUAUCUGAACUUGAGUCAACUGCAACAUCUGGUAUCAAGAGGUCUAAGUUAGAGGCUAUUCAUGCUCUUAAAGAAGAAAUUAGAGAAAUAAAUCUGCGUCUUAUUGACACUGUUAUUGAUAUUAGUGAGGAGUCAAGUGCUGUAGCAGCUGCUGCUAAAGGAGGUGAAGGGACCAUUGUCAAGUGCUCUUUCAGUGCUGUGGCACUCAGUCCGAACAUGAAAUUACAAUAUGCUUCAGCACAGAUGUCUCCAAUACAGCCUUUAAGGUUGCUUGUUCCCACAAAUUAUCCUAACUGCUCUCCUAUACUGUUGGACGUAUUUCCGGUGGAAGCCAGCAAGGAAUAUGAAGAUCUCUCCGUCAAAACAAAAUCGAGAUUUAGUAUAUCAUUGAGGACCCUUUCACAACCCAUGUCUCUUGGAGCAAUGGUGAGGACGUGGGAUGUUUGUGCUCGUGCCGUCAUUUCCGAGCAUGCACAGAGAAGUGGUGGUGGCAGCUUCAGUUCCAAGUAUGGGACUUGGGAGACCUGCUUGAGUGCAACUUGAUCAUUUGCUUAUCUAAAGGAAAAGGUCGUUGAUGCCAAGGGUAAAUGGCUCUAAUAGUUGUUAUGUAUACUUGUCUAAUUUUUUUCUUUUGUAUAUUCUCACUUGGUAAGCUUUGUGUAAGCUUUGUACAUGUUUGCCAUUAGAAUUCUUUUAUAAGACCUCAUGAAAUUUUGUGUAA